AUGCGCGGUGCACCCUCUGCCGCCUUCCUCUCCGCAGAGAAGCCCUACAUGGUGCUGCACCCCAAGGCGAAGGUGCGGGUGGCCGGGCAGGAGGUGACCUUCUGCUGCAAAGCCUCGGGCACCCCCGUCCCCAAGAAAUACUACUGGUACCACAACGGGACAAUGCUGGAGAAGAAGGCGCACCGGUACGGCAGCCGCCUGACGCUGCGCGGGUUGGCACCGCAGCACGCUGGCAUCUACCACUGCAAAGCCAGCUCCGAGGCGGGCGCCAUCAAAUCGGCACCGGCGCAGCUCACCGUGCUGGCCCAGGGCCAGCAGAGCUGCAAACCGGAGCCUGAGCCGAGCCUGGUGGAGCUGCCCAGCGAGUGCCCGCAGGAUGCCACCGGCUCCCGCUACUACAACGGGGGGGGCUGCCCGCCCGCCCCGUGCCGGAGCAACGCCAUCCCGCUGGGGGAGGAGAGUGGCCGGGAGCCCAUCGGGGAGCUCGUCCUUCCUGCCGGUGCCUUCCUCCGUCCCUCCGGGGAGGUCUUCAAGGGCACAGUCAAAGCCAGUGUCACCUUCCUAGACCCCAGGGACAUGGCGACAGCCGGCGCCGCCUCCAGCGACCUCAGCUUCACCGACACCGAGGGGGAGAUUGUCCCCUUGCGGACCUACGGCAUGUUUGCCGUGGAUUUUCGGGAAGGGGAGAGCGGCGCGGCGCUGCAGACGGGGCCGGUGGAGGUUCGGAUGGAUGCGGGGCAGGUCUGGAUGCCGGAGCACCUGCAGAAGAUGAAGUUGUGGUCCUUGAACCCCGAGACUGGCUUGUGGGAGGAGGAAGGGGUCCUCCGGCCAGCUGGGGGGAGCCGGAGGAAGAGGGAGGAGAGGACCUUCCUGGUGGGGAACCUGGAGAUCCGGGAGCGACGUCUCUUCAACCUGGACGUGCCGGAGGACCGCCGCUGCUUCGUCAAGGUCAGGGCUUACAGCAACGAGAAGUUCAACCCCUACGAGCAACUGGAAGGGGUGGUCAUCAGUCUCAUCAACCUGGAGCCCCAGCCCGGCUAUCCCGCUAACCCCCGGGCAUGGGGGCGCUUCGACAGCGUGGUGACGGGUCCCAACGGAGCCUGUCUGCCCGCUUUCUGCGACAGCCAGCGCCCCGAUGCCUACUCGGCGUACGUCACCGCCACGCUGGGCGGAGAGGAGCUGGAAGCUGUGGCCUCCAGCCCCAAGCUCAACCCCAAUGCCGUUGGGGUGUCCCAGCCCUACUUGGGCAAGCUGGGCUACCGUCGGUCGGACCACGAUGACCCCAACCUGAAGAAGACGGCUUUCCAGAUCAACGUGGCCAAGCCCGACCCCAACAACGUUGAUGAGACCAACGGUCCCAUCUACCCUUACCGCAGCCUUGAGGAGUGUGAGGAGGCACCGGUCAGCGCCAACCACCUCCGCUUCUACCGCGUGGAGGUGGACAAGUACGAGUACAACGUGGUGCCCUUCAAAGAGAGUGACCUGACCUCCUGGACCGGCGACUACCUCUCAUGGUGGCCCAACCCUCAGGAGUUCAGGGCUUGUUUCAUCAAGGUGCAGAUCGAGGGGCCGCAGGAGUACAUGGUGAGGUCCCGUAAUGUGGGGGGCAGCCACCCCCGCACCCGGGGGCAGCUCUACGGGCUGCGUGACACCCGUAGCGUGCGGGACAUGCUGCUGGAGAACACCUCGGGUGCCUGCGUGGAGUUCAAGUGCAGUGGGAUGCUCUUCGACCAAAGCCUGGUGGAUCGCACCUUGGUCUCCAUCAUCCCCCAAGGCAGCUGCCGCCGCACGGCCGUCAACAGCCUCCUCCAGGAGUACCUGAACCGUCACCCGCCCGUGGCAGAGAACAACCACACGGCCGCCUUCACCAUGCUGGCACCGGUUGACCCGUUGGGUCACAACUAUGGCAUCUACACGGUGACGGACCAGAACCCGCGGUUGGCCAAGGAGAUUGCCGUCUGGCCAAGAGACGCUGCUCCGCUCCCGGCGCUCCCUCCGGACAACCUGCCGGAGGAGGAAAACAAACAGUCCUCGGACUCGGACAAGCCAGAGGCGAGAGACACCCCCCCCAACCCCUCCUAA
Messenger RNA from Charadrius vociferus (killdeer), 2082 nucleotides. It is a transcript of the gene CILP2, whose product is annotated as cartilage intermediate layer protein 2. NCBI's taxonomy places the organism in Eukaryota, Metazoa, Chordata, Aves, Charadriiformes, Charadriidae. The record is from RefSeq and is a predicted model, not a curated record.